CAUUAACGCUGUACUAUGUGGGGUCCAUUUUACCUUCAGCAUUUUCAAAAAGAAUACUAAUUGUGAGUCGUAAAGAAUGAUUACUUUAUUUAGGUGGGUUUUAUUUUAAUAAGUUAAUUUAUGAGACUUUUGUAUCUCCUACUCUAAUGCAAAAGCAUCAUAAAGAUUAACAUGAAGUUGCUUCUCUUGUAAGUUACCGAAUGUAAACAAAGGACUAUUAUAAGACAUAAACGAGGAGAAAAGAAGACCACAUGAUAUGUUUUAAUAAGUUUGCUUUUAUUUGACAAAAAUACGGCCAGAAGUCCUUUCUCAGAGCGUCAACUUAACAGUGUCCGUCAUUGUUCAACAUGGUAAACAAUGUUAUGAAAUCAUAUAUCAAGAAUCGUUACCCAAAACCUUUUGGAUCUAAAAAGUCUAGGGAAAAAGAUACUAAGCUUGUUCGUAAUUCACGCUUUCCUUCAUUUUAUUAUUUAAAGAGGUCGUCGUACCAAAAAACUCUUUCAGUGACUUCCUUGUCUAUAUUAAUUCUAAUAAUUGUUUUAUUUCUUUAGUGAUAUUUUCCUUGAAAGGUCGACUAUUGCUUGCAAAAUAUCCCUCUUAAAAAUUAUUCAAUCCUUACUACAAGGAACCAACGCAACGCCAUAGCCAUUUUCUUGUUCAGUUAGUAGUUAGAAUUGUUAGACCUGGAGUAUCUGCGAGCUAUUUCUUGAUGUUUAGCAAUUUUUUUUCUAUUAUAAGCAAGCGCUUUUUCUUUAGGAGGUAGAAUUUCUAGAGAAAUAUGGCCGGCUAUACGUUUGAUGAGUAUAUCGCGAAGUUGUUAGUGAUAGAAGCCCAAAAGAAAAAUAAAUUACACGAAAGUGGAGAAUCAAGCUCUCAGAGCUCGAAUGGUCAAAAGCUGCGGCCCAAUACAAAUUUUAUAAACAAUAUGAUGCGCAAUGUUCGAUCUCACAACUCAAACGUGGAAAACAGAACUGAAGAUGCUAAAGAGAGAUCCAGGAGAGCAGAAAAGGGAAAGCAACGUCGACGCGAGUUUUCACCUUCACCCAGUGGUAGACUGAAUCGACGAAGAGACAUAUCACCACCGCCCUCACGAAAACGGUCUAAAAGUUGUGAGGAUGAAGAGAAGUCUCCUUUUUCCCAAGAAAAGAGACAAUAUGGUCAUGAAAAGGGUUACUCUCGUCAUCGCGUUUCUCGUGGUAGACCCGACUAAGUGUAUAUGAAAGCUUGAUUUAUUUAUGGCAUCAUGGGUAGGAAGAACGGAGUUCAUUGCAACUGUAAGUAAGUUAAAUAUUAAGGGAAUUUCUAGAUGUUUCUCUAAAAACCUGAAAAAUCAGAGAAAGCAAGUUAUAUCCUAACUCUGCAUUCACGUCUUUUAGUGAUUUUCGCUGACUAGGAUGACUAGAAAUUGGCAUUUUUAAUAUUUCCUUAGUCUCCAAUUUAAUUAAUUUAUUGACAAGUGUAUUUUUUAUAUUAGGUU
Schizosaccharomyces octosporus yFS286 is the source of this 1477-nucleotide messenger RNA. RefSeq lists its product as uncharacterized. The coding region runs from base 779 to 1210 and encodes 143 amino acids. The record is from RefSeq and is a predicted model, not a curated record. NCBI's taxonomy places the organism in Eukaryota, Fungi, Ascomycota, Schizosaccharomycetes, Schizosaccharomycetales, Schizosaccharomycetaceae. The transcript has a single exon.